Molecule: messenger RNA, 5268 nt
Organism: Mesorhabditis spiculigera
Lineage: Eukaryota; Metazoa; Nematoda; Chromadorea; Rhabditida; Rhabditidae
Source: the annotation of a GenBank genome assembly
AUGGGCAUGAGCAAGAAGUGCACUGCUGUUGAUUCGCUCUCCGAUGCUUCUUCUACAUCUUCUCGCGGCAGCAAAGUCGCCGACGGUCCCAGCAAGAAGCCGGCGACGAUUGAAAUGAGUGAAGAGCGCAAAGGUGGUGAAGAGUAUUCGGAUCGCCGUCUCUUCAUUUCAAACUUCCCGUUCUCGUGGCAUGAGGAUGAUCUUCGUGCCUUCCUUGAGGAUUAUGGUCCGGUGAUGGAAGUCAACAUUGUCUACAAUGAGCGCGGCAGCAAGGGAUUUGGCUUCGCUACCAUCGACGACCCUGAUCGCUGCUACCGUGCCCGCAUGGAGCUAAACCACACGGUUGUGCAAGGACGCCGGGUUGAAGGAAACGGGCUCAUGGAUGUGCACACGUAUUACGGACGCCAGAGCGGCGCGUCUCCUUUGACGCCGCCUCCUAGCGGCUCGGUCUACGGCAAUCUCUUCGCAAAUCCUUUCAACAACGCCAUGGGAAGUACCGACAAUUUUCCGGAUCAACCGCUGCAGCCCGGCUACCUGCAAAACUAUGGUCGUCCGGGACAGGAUCUGAGGAAGAUUUGGUGCGACCCAUCGGCCGCCGCCUUGAGGCCCCUUGAUGGUUUCGAUCGGUCUUAUUCGGCGAAUGUUAUGUGCGAGCUAUUCGAAUUCCCGAGCUGGGUACCGGGACCUAUUCAAGCAGGCUACAAGACAAAGGGCAUAGGUGGAUUGUUCCGCUGGCAACUGGAAGUUUUGGAAGGCGCCCUUACAACCACUGAUAAUGUAUUAUAUGCUGCUCCCACCAGCGCUGGCAAAAGUUUGGUGGCAGAACUUCUGUGUCUUCGUGCUGCCAUGGCUGACCAAAAGAAUCUUUGGAGAAACCUGGACUAUGAGGUGGCUGGCUUCGUCGGUGGACAUCAGCCAGUGGAUAAUGAAUGGAAGUGUGCGGUCUGCACAAUGGAGAAAGCAAGCUCGAUAUUGAAUCGCAUGAUUGCUGACGAAAAAUAUGACGAAUUAGGCAUUGUCGUUGUCGAUGAAUUGCACAUGGUCAGCGAAGAUUCACGCGGUAACGUGCUUGAGGAUCUUAUCGCAAAGGUCCAACUCCUUCGAAAGAUGACGAAAAACACUCUGCGGAUAGUUGCUAUGAGUGCGACGCUGGAUGAGGAUCCGUCUAGGAUUGAAGCGUGGAUUGGGACAGGCUUGUAUCAAACGGAUUUUCGACCAAUCGACUUGGCCGAACAUCUAGCAAUAGGGCGCGAUCUCUUCCUGGUGAAGACGAUGGAAAAGCAGAAGGAAUUGCCGCAAGAAUUCUUUUUUCCGCAAGAUCGUCUGGGGGUCGCGGGAUGGGCUACGGAAGGAAUCCAUCGGGGCUAUUCAAUCCUCGUCUUUUGCUCCUCGAAAGCCGACGUGGAGAAUACGGCAUCUGAUAUUGCUAAGGCUUCGCGGGAACUACAACGCAGAGGGGUCCUGCCUCAGAUGGUAGUGAACGAGGACUCACCACUUUGGGCUUUGAAGCAAGAACUUGAGCGAUUAGGUGAAAUUGAUGAAAACUUGAUUCGAUGUCUCAAGUAUGGCAUUGGCUUUCAUCACGCAGGGUUGACUGUAGAAGAGCGGGAGUGUCUUGAAAAAUACUUUCGAAAAGGCGCGAUUCGUGUCCUUGUCUCCACGUCUACCCUGUCCUCGGGGGUAAAUCUUCCGGCGAAUCGCGUCAUUAUGAAGGCACAGACCCGCGGCCCAAAUGCGAUCAACGCCGUCACAUACAGGCAAAUGGCCGGUCGAGCCGGUCGAAUGGGGCUGGCUGAGAAAGGUGAAUCAAUCGUGAUCGUCUCGAGAAGUGAGCUGGAACUCCUGCAGAAAUUGAUCGCGCGCAAUCAAAUUUUUAAUGAGUUCAUCAAGCGGGAUCCGCGAAGGCUAGUGUUAGAGGCGACCAGCACAAAAAUUUGUCGAAAUAAAAGUGAUGUUGAGCAGCUUCUGGGCUAUCUUCUCUACCCAUCUACCCAUACGGCCGAGGAGAUUAUCGAUGAGCUGUCCGCUGGUCAUUUCAUCACCAAGAAUAUGUCCGCAGAGGGAGUGCUGGAAAUUGACUCGACGCAAUUGGGGAUGGCAACAAUAAAUUCAUCGCUACCGCCAUAUGACGCGCUGCGCGUCUUUAGCGACCUGAAGAAAGCGGUGAACAAUGUGAACUUGAACACCGAGCUGCAUUUGCUAUUCUUGAUUGUCCCGGUAAGUGUUUCGCUUUGGAACCAGGUGGACUGGCAAUUGCUUCACGGUAUCUACACGACGCUGGACCCGAUCUCUGUUGGUGUUGCUCGAAUCGUGGGUGUCUGUGAAGCGAUGUUGGUCCGUUUGAUGCGCGGUACAACUGUCCAGAAUGAGACUCAAUCGAUCUGCAAACGUUUCUUUGCGGCAAUGGUUCUGCAAGACUUGAUCAACGAAAAACCCAUGGCCGAAGUUGCGCAAAAAUUUCGACUGAAUCGGGGCUCACUCCAGGCUUUCCAACAACAUUCGGCAAUGCAUGCAGCGAUGGUGGUCACGUUUUCUUCGCGAAUCGGCUAUUACAUGCUGCACAAGGUGCUCGAGGAGUUCUCUUAUCGAUUAGCGUUCGGGAUUAGAAGGGAACUCUCCGAACUCGUCCAAUUGGAGGGCAUCGAUGGUUCUAGGGCUCGCGCCUUCCACGAAGCCGGCAUUACCUCGUUGAAUUUGUUGGCAAAUGCAGACCCCAAGGAUAUUACAAGAAUUCUUCAAUCUGUCGUCCCCUUUGAAAGCGAUUCCGCCGAUCACACAGUGGCUGAAUGGUUGUUCGGUGCUGGGUUGAUGAAGCUCCCAGACGCCGUGCGUGCGCUCAUGGAUGGAGCCAACGCCAUUCUGCUGCAGAAGAUACGGGAACUCGGUUGGGUCUCCUCUACUCAGGUCGACGAAAUCAAACGCAACAAGAGGGCGCUGGUCGCAGAGGCAUUCGUGGAGCACUCGGGAGAUGCGCCACAACUGGAAAUUGCCGAUUCGGGAAUGGGCGCGAGCGUGAUCUCGACCCAGCCGGCCCAAAAGAUCAGCCGUCCCCUCAUAAGCGCCGAAUCCGAGCCUGCAUCUUCUGAAGACACGGAGGGGUUGACACGGACACCGACGCCCCCAUCGAAUCCCCACAACAUCAGCACGCUCAGCAUUGCCGACGUGUCGAACAUCGAGGAGAGCUUCUCGAUGGCGAGUUUAGGAAUAUAUAGCGUCCCGGAUUAUAUUAUCAUAGAUCCCAACCAGAGCAGUGACUUGUUUGAUGGAUCGCCGCAGCCAUUGAGGACGCAGAAUGGCCAAAAUUACAAACGUGACUCGGGGCCGGUUACCGGAUUGAAGCGUCUGUUCACGAAAGCGACAGCUCCUAUCUCGCCGAGCACCUCGAGCCCGGUGGCGAAGGUGCUGAAGGGAACGACGUUGAGCUCGGAUGAAUCAUUGCAAUACCUGGCAGCGGCGCUUCCGUCCUGUUCUCGCCAUAAAUUUAGCAUCGACUAUUUUGAUAACGUCACCACUUUGGCGUCGGUACAAGCCAGCGGAGAUCCAUCUGUUUGGAACCUAUUCCUUGAACGGUGUUCCCGCUCGGCCGAGGCUUCUAUCGCUUGUGCCCUUCAAGGGGAAUGGAACGAUGAGACCGUCGCCUCCAUAUACAUACUCCUCCCCGAAUCACCAGUCGUCAAUAUCAUCCAUUUCGAUGAAAACGCCAGUCCUGUCAUCGCGUUGGAGGAGCGAAUCGUACAGUUGGCCCGGAUUUUGAAAGAAAUGGAUAUGCUAUAUGUUUUUGAUGUGACGCGGGUUGCGCUGGCGCUACGGCAAACGGACGUCAGACUGGAGGUGGCACAUCCAUUUGACGUGAAAUAUCUCUCGUACCUAGUUCUUGAGCGCGAACCCCCAUUCCGAGAUGUCUACAAAAAUGCUCAGCUGACGAGUAAAUUAUCGCACACUAUGUAUUUUGGGGCGAACAUCGAGUCUAGGAUUGCAUUUGAGGCGCUAUCUUUGCCCGCGCUCUACAAUUCCUAUGCAACGAUGGCGAAACGGCAGCACAAAUCUAGCUUCUUGAAGCCCGAAUUCGAAGCGGUCGAGGCGAUAGUACGAAUGACCAGCAACGGGAUACGACUGAAUAAAAAGGUGUGGGAUGAACGACUGGCGCAGAUACGGCGUCGUCUAAUUGAGUUACGCGAGGACUUUGCUGAUUCUGUGAAACAAUUUGUCCCACCGGGGUCUUAUCUCGACAUUGAUGACCCGAAAGAUGUGGAAACGCUCCUCUACGACAUCCUGAAGCUUCCACAUGAGGCGACGGCCAAGGGGAAGCGAUCGACGUCGAAGGAGAUGUUGGAAAGGAUCCCACCCUCUCGGCACCCGGCUCCUCGCCUUGUCAUCGACUAUCGACAUCUGAAAUUUGUGCUAAAGCAACAACUUGUCCCUCUUCGCUACACCGUCAAAGCGGGUCCCACUGCUGAAUUUUUGAUGGUCUUUCCAAAGUUGAAUUUGUGUACGAAUACAGGUAGAAUCAUGACGACGAGCCCGAAUAUUCAAUGUCUGUCGCAGCAUGAGCGAAUGCUGAUAGUCCCCAGAGAAGGCUGGAUUUUGAUUGGCAUAGACUAUGCGCAGCUCGAAUUGCGCGUGUUGGCGCAUAUGUGUGGCGAUGCGAAGCUGUGCGAACUACUGAGAAGACCAGAUUACGAUAUUUUUGCCGAUAUGGCCAAAAAUAUGGAUUGUGAGCGACAAGCGGCGAAGGUUAUGUGUUACGGCAUCGUGUAUGGUAUCGGAAAGGACUCAUUGGCCAAGAAAUUGGACUGCACCACGGCUGAGGCUGGCGAACUGAUCAACAAAUUCUACAAACUUUUCCCCAGAGUGAAAACGUACAUUAAUGAAGUGAAGGAACAAGCGCGCGGCCUUCGAAAAGUGUCUACGUUUUUGGGAAGAACGCGAAAUGUGGCGAUCGGGAGUAACGCAGAGGAGACAGGUGCUGAGGCUAGGAGAAGUGUCAACUUUAUCAUCCAGGGCACCGCCAGCGAGAUAUUCAAGAAAGCGUUUGUCGCCGUUGAUCGAUUGUUCAGAGAGGAAGCGCAAGGAGAAAUUGUGUUACCGGUGCACGAUGAAUUGCUGGUCCAGGUGCCGAAUCAGGAUGCUACCAUUAAUUCGACUUGCCGCUUGUUGCGUGCGACCAUGGAAAACGCGUUGCCGUUGACGGUUCCACUCUUUGUAAAGAUCAAUAUAGGUGUCACUUCAUGGGGCAAGUUGUCGCUGUUCAACGAGGGUGAUAAUUCU